Aspergillus alliaceus is the source of this 1836-nucleotide messenger RNA. RefSeq names its product translation initiation factor eIF2B subunit gamma. Gene Ontology annotation, cellular component: eukaryotic translation initiation factor 2B complex; guanyl-nucleotide exchange factor complex. Bases 233 to 1783 code for a protein of 516 amino acids. Gene Ontology annotation, biological process: cytoplasmic translational initiation. The transcript is spliced from 7 exons. Gene Ontology annotation, molecular function: guanyl-nucleotide exchange factor activity; translation initiation factor activity. The record is from RefSeq and is a predicted model, not a curated record. NCBI's taxonomy places the organism in Eukaryota, Fungi, Ascomycota, Eurotiomycetes, Eurotiales, Aspergillaceae.
GUUUAUCGCGAGCGGAAUCACAAGCCACGUUUCUCGGGCGACAUUCUCAUUGCUGCGGCGAGAGAAUCACGGAUAAUUGCAGUGUCUUGUCAUACAGCUCUGCCAAUAUUUUUCUGACCACGAAAGCCACGCUGAAACGCCUUCCCCGAGCUGCCUAGGCCGAAUUUAUCCUAAUUUUUCCACCCCACCAUUGCCCGCGGGGCUCGUGUAUAUAAACAACCCGAAGAGCAAAAUGGUCCAUGCAACGCCAGUCCCAAGCAGUGGCUUCCAAGCUCUGAUUCUCUGUGGUCCCGGUGAAAGCUUGAAUACAAUUUCCUCUAAUCCGGAAGAGAAUCCAAAAUGUUUAAUCCCUAUCGCAUUAAGGCCGAUGGUGUACUACCCGUUGGAUUGGUGCAAGCGCGCAGGAAUAACCGAUAUCACAUUGAUUACACCUCCCUCCGCUCUUACUUCUCUCAAGGCCGCCCUACAACAGAAUCCUUUCCUUACCUCGCUCCCUUCACCCUCGCCCACCGUUAUAGCCCCGAAGGAUCUCAAAAUGACGACAGGAACAGCAGAACUCCUUCGUCUACCAGAGGUACAAGCUUGCAUACAAUCUAAUUUCUUGCUCCUAAGCUGCGAUUUAUUGUGCGAUAUCCCCGGCGAACAUUUACUUGAGGCAUGGUUAGUCUCACAGGGCGAGUUGGGCUCAUCUGCUCAAGGAGGCUUAUCCGUGUUCUAUCCUGCAAAAGGCAUUAAAGACGAGAUCAAGAAAGAGCCAACAGAUUUUAUGACGAUUACUUCUCUUGAGCAAGAUAAGGUUCCUGCCGUCUCACGAUAUGAGCUCUCAAAACUAGUUAUGUCCAUGCCGAUGGAUACCUUGAAAGAGCAGAUAGAGAACGAUAAGAGCUUUUUGCUCCGUCAUACAUUGGUUGAGAAGCAUGCCUCGGUCAAAAUGUUGACCAGCUACCGAGACGCACAUCUAUACAUUCUGCCGAAGUGGGUCCGAUCAUUUGCCCAGCACCAGGAGCGGUUCGAAUCCGUCAGUGAAGACUUGAUUGGAUAUUGGGCGAAGGCGGAGUGGCAGCGUGGGCUAGGUGAAAAGCUCGGAAUGAAUGAGAUAUUGGGCGGACGGAAUGAGAGUCAAGAGGAACAUGGAAGCAACGACGGCGAUUUAUUGGAGGACGAGAUCGAUCUUCAGGGCAUGAUCACCACCCACUCCCAGGGUUCCGAGGCCCGGAGCGCAAAGUCUUCCCUCAAAGGCCAAUCCUCAGUGGAAGUACCGCCGAUUUUAGCAUACAUGACGAAGCCGUCUAAGCAAUUGAUUCGGCGUGUGGACAGUGCCGCCCUGGUGUUAGCGAUGUCAUUGCGUCUCGCCAAGCUCGAGUCUAUUGAAGAGGUUGGCCGUACUGCUGCUUCGCCAUUCAGCCAUGCCUCGAAGAUUGCUACCCCUGAAGGAAUUGCCGCGAAGUCUAUUGUCACGAAAGGCGAUUGUUUACUAGGAUCUAACGUGACGGUGGAGGAACGGUGCGUCAUAAAAGAAUCGUGCGUUUCGUCUAAUGCAAAAAUUUGCAGCGGCGCUCGCUUGACGAGAUGUGUAAUUAUGGACAACGCGGUCAUCGGGCCAAAGUGUGUUCUCACAGGAUGUAUCGUCGGUAGAUACAGUCAGGUCGGACAAGAUUCUGUUCUUAAGGACUGUGAGGUCCAAGAUGGCGUUGUGGUUGAGAAGGACACCGACGCUAAGAAUGAGCAAUUUAUGAGCUUUGAGGGUCUCGAUGAGGUCGAUGAGGACGAUAUGGAUAUGUAGAAUGAUGAGAACAUGAACACAAUAAAAAUGAUAUCUUGAGGCUCAGAAGCUAG